Messenger RNA from Podarcis raffonei (Aeolian wall lizard), 1110 nucleotides. It is a transcript of the gene PSMD10, whose product is annotated as proteasome 26S subunit, non-ATPase 10. NCBI's taxonomy places the organism in Eukaryota, Metazoa, Chordata, Lepidosauria, Squamata, Lacertidae. Gene Ontology annotation, molecular function: protein binding. The record is from RefSeq and is a predicted model, not a curated record. The coding region runs from base 49 to 732 and encodes 227 amino acids. The transcript is spliced from 5 exons.
UGUGGUGGGGGAAGGAGAGGGCCCGGUUUCGGGCUGUUGGCUUCCAGGAUGGAGGGCGGGUCUGUGUCCAACGUGGAGGUUUGUAACUUGGCUUACACGGGGCGGCUGGAGGAGCUGAAGGAGCGGCUGAGCGCCAACCGGAGCUUGGCGGAGCGCGCGGACCAGGAUAACAGGACAGCCCUACACUGGGCAUGUUCAGCUGGGCAUGCAGACAUUGUCGACUUUUUACUAAGUCUGGGAGUGCAUGUUAAUGACAAAGAUGAUGCUGGCUGGAGUCCUCUGCAUAUUGCUGCAUCUGCUGGCCGAGAUGAAAUUGUGAAAACUCUCAUUAGGAAAGGUGCUCAGGUGAAUGCUGUCAAUCAGAAUGGCUGCACGCCUCUGCAUUAUGCAGCAUCCAAAAAUAGGCAGGAGAUUGCACUAAUGCUGUUGGAGAACAGCGCUAAUCCAGAUGCAAAAGAUCACUUGGCAUCUACUCCACUACACAGAGCAGCAUCCAAAGGAAACCUGAAAAUGAUACAAAUUCUUUUGAAGUACAAAGCUUCUGCCAAUCUACAGGAUUCAGAGGGAAACACAGCUCUCCAUUUAGCCUGUGAUGAAGAGAGAGCAGAUGAAGCUAAACUACUAGUGUCUCACGGAGCAAGCAUAUACAUUGAGAACAAAGAAGACAAGACUCCACUGCAAGUUGCAAAAGGUGGCCUGGGUUCCAUACUAAGGAGGCUAGUUGAAGGCUAGCUGUGUCAGUCAAAUUGAAUUCCAUUCUUCGUGAAAGUACUGAAGACUUUUCACUGUCUUUAGGUUGGCUUUAACAGUCACAACUUGAAUUUUUAUUGUACUGCAUCAAUUACACUUCUCUACAUUUUCCAUGGCCAAACGAAACUUUAUAAUUUUUUGUUGCUAAGUUUAUUGUUGCUUAAAAAAAAAUUAAAGCCCUGCUUUUCCUAUAGAAAGAAUCUAUCUUUCUAUACAGGUUCUAACGAUCUUUUUAAAUACAUUUGCUUGUAAAGGAACAGUAUUCAAUAUUUCCUCAAGGCAAUUCUUGUUAACUAAGUUUAUUACUCAGUUCAAGUGUCAUCAUGGUUGUGCGAAAUAAAAUUUGGGGAAGGAGAAUGA